Messenger RNA from Colletotrichum graminicola M1.001, 1134 nucleotides. RefSeq lists its product as uncharacterized. Gene Ontology annotation, biological process: response to endoplasmic reticulum stress; protein folding. NCBI's taxonomy places the organism in Eukaryota, Fungi, Ascomycota, Sordariomycetes, Glomerellales, Glomerellaceae. The transcript is spliced from 5 exons. Gene Ontology annotation, cellular component: endoplasmic reticulum. The record is from RefSeq and is a predicted model, not a curated record. Gene Ontology annotation, molecular function: protein disulfide isomerase activity. The coding region runs from base 1 to 1134 and encodes 377 amino acids.
AUGAACUUCUCUGCUCUCCUGCGCGUGGGCUUUUGGGUACCGCUGCUCGUGGGCGUGGCUUCUCAGGAGCAAGCGCCGCUCGGCGCGGAGGAUCCUGUGUCUGAGACCCAGGAGAUGAGGCUGAUUGCCUGUGUCGAGCCGUCGGAAAAUUCGAGGCUGCUGGAGGCGGAGUGGAAGGCAGCGCAGUCUUCCACCAAGUUUCCCAUGAGCUGGAUCGAUAACCCCGCCGACGAGCUCUGCGCCGGCCUGCCGGCAGACGAGUACCCUUCAAUCAGGCUCCUCCGCGACGGCCAGCCGUCGGUAGAGUAUCCCGGACCACGAACCAGUGACGAGAUACUACGCUUCCUCAGCCGCGCCGAGCGCUGUUCCCAAGCCCCAGUUGCAACGUUGUCAGCCAAGGAAGUCGACUCCUUUAAGGAUGUGGACGACUUUGUCUGCAUCGGGCACCUGUCGCCCGACACGGCAGCCCGUCAGGCGUUCGAGGCCGUAGCGAGUAAGUACUGGACCGAGUUCACCUUUGGCGUCGUCGACAACAGCCCGGACGUCAUAGAAGCAAAGGUCGUCUGCCACAAACGCGACGACGAGAGCGUGCACACCCGAUCUGCCGACGACAAGCUAGAGGCGUGGGUCGUUGAGGCCUCGAGGCCCGUCAUCGCGGAGCUCACUCGCUCGAACCACCAACGCUUCCUCGAUCGCGGCUGGCCAAUGGUCUACAUCUUUUCGCCGUCGCCCCAAGUCCGCGCCUCCAUCCGCGACGACCUCCACGAUUUUGCAAAGAAACAGUACUCGUCCCUGACGGCCGUGACCGUCGACCCGACCUACUUCCCGGACCUCCCGGCCGAGCUGGGCCUCAACCCUUCCGAGGACGGCUACCCCGCCGGCGCGGUGCACCAGCUGUCGAACGGGCGGAUCUACCCGUACCCCAAGGGUAGGGCUCUCACGCCGCGCGAGCUGCAGGGGUGGGGGCUGGACGUAUGGCAGGGACGCGUCAGGCCGUGGACGCCGCCUGGUCAGAAGCCGGCCGAGGACGUCGGGGGCGGCAACGUGCGGAUCACGGGGUCGCGCAGCCUCAAGGUCAAGAAUAUUCCGGGACUGAAGAUCAAGAUUGGCGGACGGGAGCGGGACGAGCUUUAG